Molecule: messenger RNA, 541 nt
Organism: Punica granatum (pomegranate)
Lineage: Eukaryota; Viridiplantae; Streptophyta; Magnoliopsida; Myrtales; Lythraceae
Source: RefSeq, a predicted model, not a curated record
GCAUAUGGAAGAGGUACAAAAGAUGGCGGAUUAUGCGAGGAACCUAUUGAACAAACAGAUGGAUCUGCUGGAAAAGCUCGAGUCGAUUGAUGCCAUUCAACAACUCGGGUUACGGUACCAUUUCGAGAGAGAGAUCAAGCACGCGUUGAACUCCCUUUAUGAAAGUGCUGCUACCGGUCGGCCUCAAUAUGAUGAUCUACACAGCACAGCUCUUCGAUUUAGAAUCUUCAGGCAACACUACUACUAUGAAGUACCGCAAGAUGUAUUUCGGAAGUUCAUAGACGAGACUGGUAAUUUUCGGGCAACAUUGACUGAUGAUGUUAAAGGAUUGCUGAGUCUGUAUGAAGCUUCUUUUCAUGGAUUCAAAGGCGAAGAUAUUUUCUUUGAUUCCCUGUAAUAAUAUUUAAUUUAAUUUUUCUUUUUAUGUUUUUGGAUAACCAUGUCUAAAUCUAAAUCAUUUCGAUUUAAUAGAGCAUUGUGUAAUUAUAAAAGAAGACAGAUUCUCUGAUUUUUCAGCAGGCAAAGAAACAAAUUCUCGAUG